GUAGUCUACAGACUUUCCCGGGGACCAGAGGCAGGCAGAGUGACUUGCCCAUGGUUACGCAGCUGGUUAGCAUCCGAGGCUAAGUCUGAAGUCGGGUCUUCCCGACUUCGGGCCAGCAUUCGAUCCAUCUUCCAAAGGAGAUUCCAUUCAGAUAGAGACCCGAAGCAGUGCGGGUAAAACCCCGGGACCUGCCUCUGCCUCCCCAGGCUGCCAUCCUUCUCCAAAGGCUGCGCUGUGCCCAGGCAAGAAUGGCCCCCGUGCCUCUGACCUUCGGGGCUCCCCAGGAGUCAGUGACAUUCAGGGAUGUGGCCGUGGACUUCACCCAGGAGGAGUGGGGAUGUCUGGACCCUUCUGAGAAGGAGCUGUACAGGGACGUGAUGCUGGAGAACUAUGGGCACCUGGUCCAUCUGGGGCUCGCCGUUUCCAAGCCAGAUGUCAUCUGUCAUUUGGAGAGAGGGGACCCUCCUUGGAAACCAGUGACUAAAGUGCCAAAGUCCAGCUCUUCAGGGAGUCAUCUGCGGGUCUCCAGCUUGAGAGAAGCCCAGGAAGGUGACACCAGUUUGGGCAAACUCCAGAACAAUGAGGGGGAACAUUCUCGGACUCAUACUAAGAAGAAAUCUAAAUCUUCUAAAUGUGGGAAGGGCUCUAAGAGAAGCACAGAAACUACAGAGAGUCAAAAAACUGAUACUGGAGAGAAAUCCCUUGCAUGUGAGGCAGUUGGAAAAAACUCCUUGGAGGCAGCUCUUACUCCAAGUGAGAAAGUACCUUUGAAGGAGAAACCAUCCGAAAGUGAGGAAGCCUCUGAUGGGAAGACAACCCCUAAGCAAUCUCAGACAACUGAUACUGCAGAGAAUGUUCAUGAAUGCACUGAAUGUGGGAAGACUUUCCAUAACAAAAAAGCCCUUACUCGACAUGAGAAAAUUCAUCCUGCAAGCACCCCUUAUGAAUGUGGUGAAUGUAGCAAGGUUUUCCAUAAAGAGGCAGCCCUUAAACAACAUCAGCUAAGUCAUACUAAAGAGAAAUCUUAUGAAUGUAAUGAAUGUGGGAAGAUCUUCCGCAGGAGAGGAGUCUUUAAUAGACAUAUGAAAAUUCACACUGGGGAGAGACCUUUUGAAUGCAAUGAAUGUAACAAGGCCUUCCACAGGAAGACGACUCUUAUUCUCCAUCAGAGAACUCAUACUGGUGAGAAACCUUUUGAAUGUAGCGAAUGUAACAAGACCUUUAACUGCAAACCAGAGCUUACCCGACACCAGAGAAUUCAUACCGGAGAGAAACCAUAUGAGUGUCCUGAAUGUGGAAAGAGCUUCGCCCGUAACUCAUAUCUUACUCAACAUGCGAGAAUUCAUACCGGAAAGAAACCUUAUAAGUGCAAUGAAUGUGAGAAGGCCUUCAGCAGGAGAUCAGAGUUUAUUCAACAUCAGCGAAUUCAUACUGGAGAGAAGCCCCACGAAUGCCACGAGUGUGGGAAGGCCUUCUAUAGGAAGAGAGAACUUACUCAACAUCAGAGGAUUCAUACUGGAGAAAAACCCUAUGAAUGUAGUGAAUGUGGGAAGGCCUUUCACUGGAAAAGAGUCCUCACCCAGCAUCAGAAAAUUCAUACUGGAGAGAAACCUUUUGAAUGUAAUAAAUGUGGGAAGGCUUUCCCCUUUAAUUCCUAUCUCAAUGAACAUAUGAGAAUUCAUACCGGCGAGAAACCUUAUGAGUGUUAUGAAUGUGGGAAGUCCUUUUGCUGGAGACAAGUGCUUAAUCAGCAUGUCAGAAUUCACUCUGGAAAAAGUUACAAAUGCAAUGAUUGUGGGAAGGCUUUCCACAAGAACACAACCCUCAUUAAGCACCAAAGAAUGCACACCGAACAGAAACCUUGCAAAUGUGAUUAAUGGAUACGGGAAGGCCCUUUGCUCCAAAUCGAUAUUUACUCAGCACCAAAGUUCACACUAAAGACAGAUUUUGUGAGUGACGUGAAUGUCAGAGACUUUUUUUUUUCAGGAAUUGAUCGACAGAGAAUUCAUACUGAAGAGAGAUCUUAAGCGUGUCAUGAAUGUUGGGACUGUCUUUAGCCCGAGAUGAUCCUUGAUUGAGCAUCAGAGAAUUCAUCCCAUCUAAGAAAACUUAGAGAGUAUUUUCUGGAUCAUAUGACUACAACUUUGGGCACUAUGUGGUUUUUGUGUUCACGAUCUCUCAAACCCCUCCAAAAUAGCGAUUUUAGGACAGAAAUUUCCUCCAUCUUCAUGAACUUAUUUUACCGGGAAUUCUUUCGAAGUUUUAUAAGUGUUUUGAGUUUAGGAAGACUUUCUGCCAGAAUAAGGACUUCUAUUGUAAAUUAGGAAACUCAUUCUGGAAAAAUAGUUUUGAGUUGAUUGUUAGUAGGUCUUUUGCUAAAGCAUUUCAGUUGAACUCAACAAGUAUUUUUUGACUGUCUAUUGUGUGUCAGGUAAGUGGUGCGGUAAGAGAGCAUUGGGCCUGAGAUAUUGUGUGACCCGGGCAAGUCACUGAACCCUGAUUGCCUCAAUUUCCUCAUCUGUAAAAUGAGCUGGAGAAGAAAAUGGCAGACCACUCCAGUAUCUUUGUCAAGAAAAUCUCAAAUUAAGUCACAAAGAGUUGGACACAAUUGAAACAAGUAGCGUGUCCUUGUAAUGGGGCAUAAAUUGCCCUGCCCUCAAGAAUCUUAAAUACUCCUGGGGAAAGUAACUUAUUCUCUGCCAAUUGAAUUAUGAAUCUUGUCAACAUAUAACCCACGAAGACUGGCCUUCCAUUGGGGAACACGGCAUUUUAAACUCCAGAAAAUCCAUACUGGGCAGAAAACUUAGGAUACAAGAAAAAUUUCCUGUCCAUUCACGGGAUUUCAUGAAAAAUCAGAGUAUUUCAUGUUGUUUCCUGUAUUGGGCCAGAGACCCCAUUAAUACAAUGUAUAUGGAAGGACUGAGUUGGAUCAGAAACCUUUACUAUGAAUUAUAAAAACACUAUAGAGAGAUCUCUAUGAAUAGAUAUGCCAAAAGUAGGCAGCAGUCCUAUUUUUCUGUUUUGUGUAAUGUGGAUUAAAGUUUUGGACACAAAAAGAAUUGAUCUAGUCAUGUGGGAAGAUUGUUUUCUGUCAGGAACUUUUGUAACAUUACUAGCUUUGUGUAUAUAUAAUGAGAAAUCUGGAGUUUCUGUCACUAAAACACUACUUUGUAAGUAGCAUUUCCUUCUUUCCCUUCCCUUCCUUCCCUUCUUUCCUUCUUUAUCUUCCCUCUCUCCCCCUUUCUUCCUUUUCUCCUUCCUUCUUUCACUUCCUUUCCUUCCUUCUCUUUCUUUUCUUCAUUUCCUUAUUUCCUUUCUUCUUUCUUCCCUUUCCUCCAUUCCUUCCUUUCUUCCUUUCCCUUCCCUUCCCUUUCUUUCCUUCCUUCCUUCCCACUCUUCCUUUUUCUCCCUCCCUCCUUCCUUAUUUCCUCCUUCCUUCCUCCUCCUUCCUGCCUUCCCUCUCCCUCUCUUCUCCUCCUCCAUCCAUAUAUUUAAUUAUCUCUAAUAUUCAGCGAACCAGUAAUCUUUGGUAAACUUUGUUAUAUAUUUCUUGUUUUUGAAUCUGCAAAACUUUGUCUUUGUGGUCUGUUGGGCUUUUUGUCAAUACAUGUGAGAUUGUAUAAGAGCAAACAGUCCUGACUGUUGAGACAGCUACUUUUGAGGACAAGAUUUGGCUCUGGGCUCUAAUGUUUCUAACUCCUGGCCUUUAUAUUUGAAUCCAAAAUGAGGAUACAGGAAAUAUGAAUGUAAAAGAAGCAGGCAGGUCCUGUGACUAGACAAGUAUGGAAAGAGUUGUUGGAGAAAGAGUAGUUUCUUAGUCCUAGGAACAUGAUUAAGCCUGAGCCUGAGCAUUCUUCCCAGAUCCCUGUAGGAAGCUGAUAAUCCUCCAAGAUAAUCUUUCCCUUGCCCUUCCAUCAGUCUCUCCUACCUGUGAACCAUGAGAAGGCAUAGAGACGGGGCCAGUGUCUUCUCCAGCUUGAGGCAGAAAUGGCAGCUAAAGCAUGGCCAUGGACUUAGUUGAGCCUGAGCUGGUGUCCUUGCCGCCAGUUUUUUUCUUUCUUUCCUGAGUACUGGUGACAGAGCAAUCAUUUGAAGGUGAAGGUGUCCGGGCUUGCCAGUUUGAGAGGCGAGGGGAUCUUAGGUCCUUUAUCUAGCUCAGAGGGGACUCAAAGCAUGAAGGAGGAGGCAGGGAUCAACAGCUGGUGGGCAAACCCAGGCCCUGCCCUGGAUUGCCAAAUGAUAUGAAAUUAGCUUUGGGAUUCUUAAACGAUAUUUUUAAAAUGUCGUGGACUCCUUUAGCCAUCUGAUUCAGCCUGGGGACCUUUUCUCAAAAAAUUUUAAAAUUUACAAAGUGAAAGAUAAAGGAUCAUUAUAGGGAAUAUAGUAGUCUCCUGGGCAUGGUAGUUAAAUGUAAAGACUCAAAGCUCAUUUGACUGUCAAGCCAGUUCUCCCUUCCCUCCUCACACUAGCAUGAAUCAGUACGGACCCAUCCCAAGUGAAUGCUUCUUGGUCCCUUCCCUCAUUGCCUGGCCCUGCUAGCCUCCGGUGAGUUUUCUCAGAACCUCACCAGGCUUUACUGGUUGGGGAGCCCCAGCAAGGCGCCCCGUUUCUUCUGGGGUGGGACGAUGGGCCCACUCCCAUCUUAAUCCCUGCAUGCCUUUUAUUUUCUGUCUCUAAAUAGAGCCAGCUUGCUUUACUAUCUUGUGAACUCCCAUGUGGAGAGCAAUCUGGAACUGCCCAGAGAGCUACAGAAUUGUGCGAACCAGCAGUGCCAUGACUGGGUCUGUAUCCUGAGGAAAUCAUAAAGGAGGGAAAAGGACCCAUAUGUGCAAAAACGUUUGUAGAAGCUCUUUUUUGUGGUAGCAAAGAAUUGGAAAAAUGGGUAGAUACCCAUCAAUUGGGGAAUGGCUGAACAAGUUGUGGUAUAUGGAGGUAAUGGAAUAUUAUUAUUCUGUAAGAAAUGAUGAACAAGCUGAUUUUAGAAAGGCCUGGAAAGAUUUACAUGAACUGAUGCUGAUUGAAACAAUCAAAACCAGAAAUAAGUUGUAUAUUGUGCAAUGUUCAACUAUGAGAAACUGGGUUCUUAGUAAUUCAGUGAUCCAAGGCAAUCCCGAUAAACUUUGGACAGAAAAUGCCAUCUGUAUCCAGAGAGAGAGAGCUAUGGAGUAAAUCAACCCAUGUUAUGUUCACUUCUUUUUUCUGUUUUUUUUUUUCCUCCUGAUUUUUGUUCUGAUUUUUCUCUCAACAUGAUUCAUAAAGAAAUGUGUAUUUUAAAAGUUAAUAUACAUGUACAACCAGAAAAAAAUAAAAAUAAUUUAAAAAAGGAAAUGAGGUUAGCAAAAUAGUUUUUGAAACAAAACCUCUAGUUAACUCCUAGAGUGAAUUGUUUGGACAAUGCAGAUUGAGGUGAUUUCAUUUCAUAAUACCCUUUUACUGGUUUUAUAAACUGCUUCAAUUGUCUUAUGUUUAGAACUCGACCUUUUGGGAGAGUGUGUAUAUAGCACAGGCUUUGGAGUUCCUCACAUGAAGUUGCCCUACUUCUGGGAAAAAGACAUCUUGAGUUCCCUCAACAAGAAGUAGAAACAGAAGCAGAAGAGUAGCCUCCUUUUAUUAUUAGAUUGUAUUAGCUAGAACAGAUUGAGAAUGUAAAACUAGCAGAAAGGCACUAUCUUGUUCUUUUUCCUCAGAUGCAGAAAGUAGGAAUGGUGAACUGAAUGUGAUAGGGAAGGUCUUCCUUGGAGUCUUGACUAAUGGCUGAAUUUGUUUGUUUUGCUCAUAUUUUAUCCCUGGACGGUUUUUCGAAUAUUGCAAAAGUGAUGUUCUAAAUGCUGCUCACAUCUAGUGAUUGGACUAAAGCUUUAAUGGACCUGAGCUGCUUUCAGAGAAUUCCCUCUUCACGUGGAUAGGUCUAUUUUCAGAUGCUUCUGCAUUUCUUUGUCUCCAAUUUUUUUUUUUAUAAUGGCCUGUUUAUUAUAAUUUAUAAUGGGAGUUGCUGGUUUAACAAGGCUUCUUAAUCUGAAUUUUACAGACCCAAUGGGAUUCGUGGAUAGAAUUCAGUCAUGGAUAGAAUUUCAGAUGGAAAAAAAAAUCUUGUUAUUCAAUUAAUCUCUAUGAAAAAUUCAGUGUUUCCUUAAAAAAAAUUAAAACAAUGCUUUUGUCUGUAUGACUCUGCCAAAGAUUGUUUAGAACACAAAAAAGAGCUAAAUGGUUAUUUCAGACUAAGAAUGCCAUUUUCCCCAGCAAUUAAGCUCUAAGCUAUUCCACUGUUUUCCUUUUGUUUUUAUUAUUUAAAGUACAGACAAAUUUGUCUUUUUUCCUUCUUCCUCUGCAUGCCCCCUCCUCCAUCCAUAGUGGUCUUUCUGAAAUCAUUCCCUUCAUCAUUUCUCAUAGCACAAUAACCCUCUACCACUGUCAUUUACUGUAACUUGUUCAGUCAUUCUACAAUUGAUAGGUAUCCCUACGGUUUUGUACAUAUGGGGUACAUCCUUAGUGGAAGUAUUGCUGAGUCAAAGGUUUGUAAUAUAGUUUGUACCAUACAGCCUUGUAGUAUAGUUUGAGAUCUGAUAUUGUUAAACUUCUUUACUUUCCUUUUUUUUCCAUUGGUUCUCUUCAUAUACUUCCUAUUUUGUUCAAAAUUUUUAUCAUUUAUUCUAACUCUAUAAAGUGAUUUUUUGGUAGUUUGAAUUAAUUUCAGCAGUAUUGUAACUUUUUUUAAAUUAAAGCUUUUUUAUUUUCAAAACAUAUGCAUGGAUAAUUUUUCAACAUUAACUCUUGCAAAAUUUUGUCCUCCAAUUCUUCCCUUCCUUCCCCCUAUUCCCUUCCAUAUGUUAAACAUGGUAAUAUAUGUGUACAUAUUUAUACAGUUAUCUUGCUGCACAAGAAAAAUCAAAUCAAAAAGGUAAAAAAAAAUGAGAAAAAAUAAAAUGCAAGCAAACAACAACAAAGAGCGAGAAUGCUACUUUGUGGUCCACAUUCAUUUCCCAUAGUUCUCUCUCUGGAUGUAGAUGGCUCUCUUCAUUACUGAAUAAUUGGAACUGAUUUGAAUCAUCUCAUUGUUGAAGAGAAUCACCUCCAUCAGAAUUGAUCGUCAUGUAGUCUUGUUGCUGUUCCAAUGAUCUCCUGGUUCUGCUCAUUUCACUCAGAAUUAGUUCCUGUAAGUUUCUCCAGGCCUCUCUGAAAUCAUCCUGCUGGUCAUUUCUUACAGAACAAUAAUAUUCCAUAACGUUCAUAUAUCAUAAUUUAUUCAGCCAUUCUCCAAUUGAUGGGUAUCCACUCAGUUUCCAGUUUCUUGCCACAGAUAUUUUUGCACAUGUGGGUCCUUUUAAGAUCUCUCUGAGAUAUAAUUCCAAUUGAAACACUGCUAGGUCAAAAGGUUUGCAGUUUGAUAGCUCUUUGAACAUAGUUCCAGAUUGCUUUCCAGAAUAGUUGGAUCAGUUCACAACUCCACCAACAAUGCAUCAGUGUCCCAGUUUUCCCACAUCCCCUCCAACAUUCAUCAUUAAUGUUUCCUGUUAUCUUAGCCAAUCUGAGAAGUGUGUAGUGGUAACUUGGAGUUGUCUUAAUUUGCAUUUCUCUGGUCAAUAGUGAGUAUUGUGCCUUUUAUUAUAUUGUCUCAGCCCACUCAUGAGCAAAUGAUAUUUCUAUAAUUAUUUAGAAUUCUAUUUGUGUAAAAGAGUUUUGUAAUUAUGACCAUAUAAUUCUUGUGUGUCAAGACUGGUAGACUACCAAGUAUUAUAUACCUAUAGCUAUUUUAAAUGGAAUUUCUCUAUCUCUCCCUGCUAGAAGUCUAGUGGUAAAUGUGCAGAAAUUAUGAUUUGUGUGGAUUUACUUUAUAUCCUGUAACUUUGCUGAAGUUAUAAUUUUGAUUAGAUUUUUAGUUGACUAAGGUUCUUUCAGUGAACCAUCAUAUAUAUUAUCUAGAAAAACUGAUGGUUUUAUUUCACUUUUUUGCAUAUACUUAUUUUUUUGUCUUAUUGCUAACACUAGCAUCUGUUAGAUAAUAUUAAAGGAAAUAGUUGGGAUAAUGGAUAUCGUUGGAUAUCUUACUAUUAAGACUUUUGGCUUAUUUUCUUUACAGAUAAUGCUUGCUUUGGGUUUUAGAUAAGAUAUGAUUUAAUAUUUUUUAAAGCUCUUUUUAUUCUUAUGAUUUCAUAUGUUUUAAAAUAAGAAUGGGUGUUGCAUUGUCAAAAACUUUUUCUCCAAAUAUUGAAACAAUCAUGAUUUUUGUACUUUUUAUUGUCAAUAUGGUCAGUUACACUUAUUGAUAUUAUUGAAACAGUUCUGUAUUCCUGGUUCACAGUUUAUGGUCUUUGUAAUAUGUGGUUGUAAUUUUCUUCGAAGAAUUUUAUUAAAUUCUUUUGAAUGGA
Messenger RNA from Antechinus flavipes (yellow-footed antechinus), 8366 nucleotides. Its product is annotated as zinc finger protein OZF-like. The transcript is spliced from 6 exons. Gene Ontology annotation, cellular component: nucleus. Lineage: Eukaryota; Metazoa; Chordata; Mammalia; Dasyuromorphia; Dasyuridae. Gene Ontology annotation, molecular function: RNA polymerase II cis-regulatory region sequence-specific DNA binding; DNA-binding transcription activator activity, RNA polymerase II-specific. Gene Ontology annotation, biological process: regulation of transcription by RNA polymerase II. The record is from RefSeq and is a predicted model, not a curated record. The coding region runs from base 249 to 1877 and encodes 542 amino acids.